CAAGUAGUGAAAAUUGCGGCAAGUGGCAGAGGUGGCAUAGAUUGUUGACAUUUUCUGAGAAGAAUGAAAUGAACUGUCGUAAUCAUCAUCAUCAUCACACAUUGAAAAUCUCGUAACCAUUAUGAAUAUGAUUAGUUAAUUUUGUGAAUAAUUGUGUUCAGUUUGUUAUAUUUUUAAUUUAAUAGUUCAAAGUUGAUAGUCUUUUCUUUCAAUAGUAAAUUUAUUUCAUUAGCAAUGAGUUCUAGAGUAGAGAAAGAACGUCAGAAACAGAUUCAAGACAAAUGUCAGCGUUUGUUGAACGAAAUGUUAAAGGAUGAAGAUAAUAAAUAUUGCGUUGACUGUGAUGCCAAGGGUCCUCGAUGGGCUUCCUGGAACUUAGGAAUUUUCUUAUGCAUUCGCUGUGCUGGUAUUCAUAGGAAGUUAGGAGUACAUAUCAGUCGGGUAAAAUCUGUCAAUCUAGAUACGUGGACUCCCCAGCAAGUAGUCUGCUUGCAACAAAUGGGAAAUAGUCGAGCGCGUGCAGUAUACGAGGCAAAUCUACCAGAUAGUUUUAGACGUCCCCAAAAUGAAGGACAAUUAGAGAAUUUUAUACGUGCGAAAUACGAGCAUAAGAAAUAUAUCGCCCGUGAAUGGGUUCCUCCGCCACCUCCGAAAGUUAAUUGGGAUAAAGAAUUAGAAGAAGAAGCUGAAAAAUUAAAGAAAAAGAAACGCGAAAUUAAAAGCAGUACCAUCACAUCGAUUCCUCCUCUAACAACGCCUCCUGUUACUCCGCAGCCUCUACCGAAACCUUUAUCGUGCAGUCCUAAACCAUCUCGUACGAGUUCGCAUUGCACCGAUCUCUUGGGACUUGAUACCCCCACGAAGGAAACCCCGACAAAAAAAUCUGCUUCAGAUUCCGACAUGUUUACUAGCUUCUUGAAUGCGUCUCCUGAUGAUGGCUUGAAUAAUUCUUCGCUGACCUCUAACGCAUCCUCUAUCACAUCGGGUACAGGUCUGAGAACUGAAGAAGAAGAAAACUUCUUCAAUCAAUCUGUUUCUUCCACAACCAAUAAACAAAAGCAGUUGACGACCGAUUCUAUUCUAGCAUUAUAUGGUAAUCCUCCAAACAAUUACAUGCCAACUCAGGUGCCUACUGGAAUUCCACAAAUGUUUAACGCCUCUGGAGUAAAUGGCGCGACGAAUUCCUUCACUCGAAAUAUGAAUUCACAUCCGAAUGUGCAGAACGACUUGACCGGAGGAGUUCAGUUUCCCAAUUCCAUCACCGCUUCGUCGUCCAUGGCUUUUGCUUCGAAUCCAUUUUAUUCAAUGGCUGCGUCAGGUGCUCAAGUUAAUUUUCCACCCCAAAAAGGAUUUUCGAAUUUUAAUGCUUUGAAUUCUGUUGGAAAUGCCGAUUUUCAACAAACGCAAGCAAUCUCGCAACAGAUGGAUGCGUUGAAUUUAAAUAAUUCAACAGUGAACCCUUUUUUUUCUACGAAUAAUCACUUCGAAUUGAAUAAUGAAGUGAAACCGCAACAAAAAGGUUUUAAUCAGACGGUACAAACUGGAAACUUUUGGCAAUAAUAUAAUGAUUAGUUUUGCUUCGUUAUUUUUGCAAUGUUUUCUUUGUUUUUUGAUGUUUACGCUGUUGAAAAAUUUUUAUUUAUUUUAUUCUUUUUUUUUUUUUGAAAAACAUGUUAACGUUCCUGAUUAUAUUGUAUAAAUAUUUUCUCUAUUUAUAUUGAUACGAACGAUUUCUAAUCACGUAGAAAAUUGUCAAAGAGUUCGUUGAAGUGUCUGAGUAUUUAAGAAGUGAUUUGUUGCUUGGCAGAACUGGUUGUCAUAUUGAUGUGUGUUUUUCCAGUUUCCAUUCAGCAUGCUGUACUUAAAAAUUAUAAAGAAUUUUUCUGUCUUGCUAUAUUAUUCAAUAUUAUAUUUUACACUUGGAGCCUAAUAACGCGAAUCUAUUGUCCAAUAAGAAUUGGAAAAAUGGUUCGUAUCAAGUGUGAUUAAAUUACUUCUUACAUUCCCGUUAUUUAUUGUUGUUGAAUUUAUUUUUACUAUCAAUAUUUUUAUAUUAUUACGAUUGAUUUUAUGUAAUACAUAUGUACGCGUAUUUUUUUUUUAUUUUUUAACAUUAUCCGUUGAAGUGACCGAAUUUUGUUAGUGGAAUAAUUGGAUGUGCAAUUAUGCUUGCCCUUUUAGAGAGAAUAUUCCAUUUAUUGUGAAAAUUGUGUUGAUGCAUUCACUUCAUCUUCUGACUUUUUUUUUUACAUAUUUUAAUAAUGGAUUAUUUAGUUCUUAUUUUUCAAAUAUCUACUUACUUAUCGAAAGGAUUCUCGCCCCUUAGAUCAUUAUAAUGUUAUUUCUCGUCACUGUUGAAAGUAAAGUAACCGGCAAAACUUCUUCGAAUAUAAAUUAGAGAUACUUCCUCGUGUCUUUAUCGAGAAAUAAUAAAUGCAUUUCGAAAACUGAGUAAAUCAGUGACGACGAAUUCAACCAGUUCGCUCAACAUGAACAUCCAAUACCUAUUUUAAUGUUUAGUAAAAUUUUUCAAAGUUAUUUUGUUAUACAUACUUUAUGCGUAAUCGAUUUUGAAAAGAAAAUUUUUAUUUGUGAUUUUUUGCAUCGUAUUUUACCUUAAUUACUCAAUUGUUACGUUUAUGAUUCGCAUGGAAGAGAAAUUCAUUAUUUGAAAUCAUUAACUGUUGCUGAUGAUUAUGUUGAUGGCGACAAAAUUGUCAAUAUUUGUUUGUAAGAUGCAGUGAGGUAAUUUGGUGACUUCAAUAGCUGGUACAUUAAAUGCGCAUUGGCUAAUGCAGAAGUAUGUAAGUCAACAUUACUUGAGGGGAAUGAAAACACCUUAUACAUAUUUUCACUCUGAUUUGAAAUUUGGAAAAAUCAAUUCAAAAAGUUGAAUAAAACGCGAAUUUUUUUUAUUAUAGUUACUUUUGAGCCAAAUUAUAUUCUAAAAUGGGAAUCUCAAUUUCUUCCAAUUUUUGAUAGUACCUAACCUACCACUCAUUUGUUUUUAAGUUUUUUCGUAUUUACCUGCUGUGAAAAAUUGUAUGGUCCAGGUAGAUUGCAAAAUAUUGAAACUGCUUGUUUUGAGUUAGGUACCUGCUACUUGCUCAGUGAUUGCUUUUUGUGAUUUUCAUAUUAUUUUAUCAGAAUGUUUUCAUAGUUUUGUAACGAAUCUCCAAAGAUCUUGAAAACAAGAUUCGAAUUUUUCAUAUUUUAGUGAGAAUUAUUUUCAUCUUAUCAAAAUACAUAUUUGUUCAUUUUAAUAAUGAGCAUUGCUUUAUAUGUAUUUAAAACUCUAAGAUCGAUUGAUACUUAUAGACCCGUCAAAGUUGAAAAUUCACGUUGCCUUUACCUACUGCAUCUACGUAAAUAAUUGCCUCAAUUUUUCAAAGCAGUUUUUGAUCCGUUUGUUGUUUUCGAUUCGUUUGUUCAAUGAUCCCUGUUUCAAUUCUGUCUUUGAAGAAUAUGAAGAAUACCUUUACCUACCUAUAAUGUGUUAAAUAAACGAAAGCUUAAAAUGCUUUCAUUCUUUUUAAAUAUAUACAUAUUUCUUCGUUCAUCGUUGUACGACUUUACACUUUCAUUUUCGAAAAAUUUCUUACAAUGUAAGAAGUAUACCUAUUGUGUUUUUAUUAUACUCAUACUCGAAAGAAAUAAUUUUGUUCGUUAAGUUUGGAAAGUUGGAAAUAUUUCAAUAAUGUAUGUGCAUGUUCUGAUUGUUGUUGAUAAAAUCCAAUGUAAUACCUACUUCGCAAAAUAAAAACAUGAUCAUUUUUUUAAUUUUA
Planococcus citri (citrus mealybug) is the source of this 3785-nucleotide messenger RNA. RefSeq names its product stromal membrane-associated protein 1. Gene Ontology annotation, cellular component: cytoplasm. Gene Ontology annotation, molecular function: GTPase activator activity; metal ion binding. The transcript is spliced from 9 exons. Lineage: Eukaryota; Metazoa; Arthropoda; Insecta; Hemiptera; Pseudococcidae. Bases 235 to 1560 code for a protein of 441 amino acids. The record is from RefSeq and is a predicted model, not a curated record.